This is a messenger RNA of Psammomys obesus (fat sand rat), 1602 nucleotides long. RefSeq names its product tripartite motif containing 17 (gene Trim17). Gene Ontology annotation, molecular function: protein binding; zinc ion binding. The coding region runs from base 1 to 1437 and encodes 478 amino acids. The transcript is spliced from 6 exons. The record is from RefSeq and is a predicted model, not a curated record. NCBI's taxonomy places the organism in Eukaryota, Metazoa, Chordata, Mammalia, Rodentia, Muridae.
AUGGAUGCUAUGGAACUUGCCAGAAGGUUGCAAGAGGAGGCCACAUGUUCCAUCUGUCUCGACUACUUCACUGAUCCUGUGAUGACUGCCUGUGGCCACAACUUCUGCAGAGAAUGCAUCCAGAUGAGCUGGGAUAAGGGGAAGGCCAAGAAAGGGAAGAGGAAGCAGAAGGGCUCCUUCCCUUGCCCCGAGUGCAGGGAGAUGUCCCCUCAGAGGAACCUGAGGCCCAACCGCCUGCUCACAAAGGUGGCUGAGAUGGCCCGCCAGCACCCCGGGCUACAGAAGCAAGACCUGUGUCAACUCCACCAAGAGCCCCUCAAGCUGUUCUGCCAGGAUGACCAGAGCCCCAUUUGUGUGGUCUGCAGGGAGGCCCAGGAGCACCGGACGCACAGGGUGUUGCCUGUGGAUGAGGCUGCGAAGGAGUAUAAGCUGAAGUUGGAGGAGGACAUAACGUAUCUUCGGGGGGAGAUGAUGAAGACAGAGACACUUCGUGUCAAGGAGGAACAGAGCUUAACUGAGUGGCAGGAGAGAGUGAAAGAGCGGAGAGAGCGUAUCUUGGAGGAGUUCCAGAAGGUGGUCCUGUUCCUGGUGGAGGAGGAGCGCAGAGUCCUCCAGGUCCUGAAGGAGGAGGAAGAGUGCACCUUAGGGAGGCUGCAGGACAGCAAGACCUGCCUGGAUCGCCAAAGCCGCUCCCUGGACCUGCUCCUGAUGCAGCUGGAGGAGCGGAGCCAGCAGGAGCCCCUCCAGAUGCUGCAGGAUGUGAAGAACAUCUUGAUCAGGAAGGAGAACCUCAGCAUGCAGUACCCAGAGGUGUCCCUCCCCGUGGCUAUCAGGACCAUAUGCAGAGUUCCAGGACAGAUAGAGGUACUCAAAAGUUUCCAAGAAGAUGUGGUGCCGGACCCCAGCUCGGCAUACCCUUAUCUCCUCCUGUACGAGAGCCGCCAGAGGCGGUACCUGAGCCCACCGCUAGAGAGCAGCCCGCCGUACAACAAGGAACGGUUCCUGGCCUACCCCUGCGCGGUGGGGCAGAAGAGCUUUUCCUCUGGAAGGCAUUACUGGGAAGUGGGCAUGAAUCUCACCGGGGAUGCACUCUGGGCCUUGGGCGUGUGCAGGGACAACGUGAGCCGGAAGGACAAGGUGCCCAAGUGCCCGGAAAAUGGUUUCUGGGUAGUGCAGCUGUCCAAGGGGAAGAAGCACUUGCCGCUGUUACCCCACACCACCACUCCAGUCACGCUGGUCGAACCUCCCAGCCACAUGGGCAUCUUCCUGGACUUCCAGGCUGGGGAGGUGUCCUUCUACAGUGUGAAUGAUGGCUCCCACUUGCACAGCUUCUCCCAGGCUUCCUUCCCUGGGCCACUGCUGCCGUUUUUCUGCCUGGGGUCUCCAAAGUCGGGUCAAAUGGUUAUCUCCACAGUGACCAUGUGGGUGAAAGGAUAGAGGCUUGGGGCCGGGCACAGACUCUGAACGUGCCCUGGUUCCCCGGAAGGCAGGGUGCUUCACCACCGUGGCUACCUACCCAGGCUUCUUCUGGGGGCGCUAAGAUUCAAUUACCUGUGCUGGCAGGACAACCAACCGAAAUUCAACCACGAUUAAAAUGCUCAA